Lucilia cuprina (Australian sheep blowfly) is the source of this 606-nucleotide messenger RNA. RefSeq lists its product as uncharacterized. The transcript has 2 exons. Gene Ontology annotation, biological process: DNA repair; telomere maintenance. The record is from RefSeq and is a predicted model, not a curated record. Gene Ontology annotation, molecular function: DNA helicase activity. Bases 1 to 606 code for a protein of 201 amino acids. NCBI's taxonomy places the organism in Eukaryota, Metazoa, Arthropoda, Insecta, Diptera, Calliphoridae.
AUGGCACAUAAACAUGCACUUGAGGCAAUAAAUAGAAGUUUGCAAGACAUACGUAGUAGUCAAACGCCCAUGGGUGGUUUGGUUGUUCUUCUUGCGGGAGAUUUUCGUCAAACAUUGCCAGUUGUUUCAAGAGGCACACCGGCCGAUGAAAUAAAUGCUUGCUUGAAAUCUUCAUAUCUUUGGAAUGAAAUUGAAAAAUUAAGCCUAACCACCAAUAUGAGAGUUCAACUGUUUAAUGACACAGCUUCCGGUACAUACGUAGAGGAGUUACUCAAAAUCGGAAAUGGAGAAGUUGUUAAUGACGUCAAUGGUGAAAUUUUAUUUAAGCCAACGUUUUGCAAUUUGGUAUCUUCUGAAGAAGAACUUAUUUCUAAAAUGUAUCCAGCUAUUAAUGAUAACUUAUGUAAUGAUGCUUGGUUAUGUGAAAGAGCAUUGUUAGCACCGACAAAUAAUAUAGUGGAUCACAUUAAUCAUAAAAUUUUGUGCUCAGCAAAGGGAGAAAAUGCUUUUAAUCCACGUAUACCUAUCAAACCAACAGAAUUGCCAUUUGACUUUAAACGGAUACAAUUUCCGGUUAAAUUGGCAUUUGCAAUUACCGUAAAUUAG